Molecule: messenger RNA, 4041 nt
Organism: Manihot esculenta (cassava)
Lineage: Eukaryota; Viridiplantae; Streptophyta; Magnoliopsida; Malpighiales; Euphorbiaceae
Exons: 19
Coding region: 1086-3905 (939 amino acids)
Cellular component (GO): endoplasmic reticulum; Golgi apparatus
Source: RefSeq, a predicted model, not a curated record
GUUCAUGGUAAAUCCAAAAAGAGAAAAAGCCUCUUUAGUGUUACCAGUACCAGCGACUUUGCCAGAACGUUGAGGGUUGUGGCGGGAAGAUGCAAGGCGCGGACCUUCUAAGCUCUCUUGAGUUAUCUUAACCUUUUCGCACUACUUCAUUCCUUUCUCUGUUUUCACGAAUUCUGAUUCUAAGUAAUGGAAUCUGUAGUUGCUUACGCCUUUCAUUUCAUCCUAACUACUCUUUCCCAUUCCUUUUUUCCAUUCCAAGCCUCUCUCUCUCCCCUUUUAAAUUUGUUGCUUCUUCUUCUUGCCUUGCGUUGCAUCUUUUCAUUUCUCAGAACUCGCAUAUCGUUGCUACACCUGACUUCCGGAAACCAUUUGGAUUAUCCUGUCCAUGGCCAUGAGCACAAAUUACUUGUCAAUUUGAGUGUGCGUUUCUAGGACUAGCCGGAGCACACGGGGUCUUCAGGCCAAUUGAAUAUUCUUUACUAUUUCCAGAAACGAUACUCAAAUCAGAUAUUCUAAUAGUUUUUCUUCUUCUUUUUCCCUUGUAUUUCACAGGACUCUUUUUUCGAUCUGCCUUGAGGUAAUAAUCUGUCAUUUCAGUUUUGCAGUGUUUUCAUUAUUUUUUUUUUCAAAUUUCCUAAUUCCAUUAUUACCAGUCUUUCACCAUCCAAUUGCUCAUUUCUCCUCAUGCUAUGCUUUGAAUUCCUUGUGCUAAUUUUCCCGCAUUAAUUCAAAUUCAUUGAGGCUUGGAUUGCUUGUAGAGGCCCUCCAUUUCAAGUUGCGAGAGGUUGAACGGAAUGUUUUUUCUGUUUUCUAUAUCUCAGCAACUAAUAGUGGAGGACAUUCUUCAUCCAUUGGAAUUCAACUGGUUUCCGCCCCUUUAGUUUUAUGUUGAGCGGGAAAUUAUUUUGUACAGCAUAGGUGUCUCACUCUUCAUAAUUCAAGGAUAAUUUGAGCUUAUAUUGAACUUAUAUUUAAGCUUGGAGAGCCUUACCUGCAACUGAUAUUUUAUUCCCGCUACUUUUGGCGUUGUUUCAUCAGUAAAAGUCUGUAGAAUUGGUUGUUCUUGGCUCCACUUGGUGCCUAAGAUGGGAUGCGGAAACAUUUACAGUAGGCGUGCGAGAGUAUUUGCUGUAGCUUCUUUGAUCUAUCUGGAUUAUAAGGCUGUACAGCAAAUAGAUAAAUGGACCGUUGACUCCAAAAGAGCUGCACUGUGGGAUAAGGCUCAUGAGCGCAAUGCUAAGCGUGCUCUCAACUUGAUCAUAGAAUUGGAAGGUUUGUGGGUAAAACUUGGACAGUACUUAUCCACACGUGCUGAUGUUUUUCCUCAUGCAUAUGUAUCACAUCUCAAGAAGUUACAGGACUCUCUUCCUCCUCGUCCCGUGCAAGAGGUUUGUCAUACUAUAGAGAAAGAAUUGGGAAAAUCUAUGGAUGAUCUUUUCUCAUAUUUUGACCGAACUCCUUUGGCAACAGCAUCGAUUGCACAAGUCCAUCGUGCAAGGCUUAUUAAUGAGGAGGAGGUGGUUGUUAAAGUUCAACAUGCAGGCAUUAAGACAGUGAUAUUGGAGGACUUAAAGAAUGCCAAGUCAGUUGUUGACUGGAUAGCAUGGGCAGAACCACAGUAUGACUUCAACCCCAUCAUGGAUGAAUGGUGCAAAGAAGCUCCGAAAGAACUUGACUUCAAUAUUGAAGCUGAGAAUACUAGAACCGUUGCCAGAAAUCUUGGCUGCAGAAAGAACGAUGAUGAUAGCAAGCCUGUGAAAUCAGUGGAUGUUCUGAUUCCGGAGGUUAUUCAGUCAACUGAAAAGGUCCUAAUUUUAGAGUAUAUGGACGGGAUUCGUUUGAAUGACAAUGAAUCUCUUGAAGCUUACGGUGUUGACAAGCAAUCAGUAGUUGAAGAAAUAACACGCGCCUAUGCCCAUCAAAUAUAUAUUGAUGGAUUUUUUAAUGGUGAUCCACAUCCCGGAAAUUUUUUGGUGAGCAAGGAACCUCCACAUCAUCCAGUUUUGCUCGACUUUGGGCUUACAAAGAAAAUAUCAACUUCUAUGAAACAAGCACUAGCCAAAAUGUUUCUUGCAUCUGCAGAGGGCGACCAUGUGGCCCUUUUGUCUGCCUUUGCAGAAAUGGGGCUCAGGCUGCGCCUGGACAUUCCAGAUCAGGCUAUGGAAGUAACAAAUACAUUUUUCCGCACUUCAACUCUAGCAAAUGAAGCUUUUGAAAACAUGAAAUCCUUGGCCGAGCAAAGAUCAAAACAAAUGAAGGUGAUACAGGAAAAGGUGAAGCUCAAAGAAAAAGAACUUAAGCGCUUUGACCCAGUUGAUGCAUUUCCUGGAGAUAUUGUUAUAUUUACACGGGUCCUCAAUCUUCUGAGAGGGCUUUCAUCCACUAUGAAUGUUCGGAUUGUAUAUCAAGAAGUCAUGAGACCAUUUGCAGAAUCUGCUCUACUAGGAAGUGUCAAUAAGGGACCAGCAGUUAAUUCACAAUGGAUCUAUGACACACCACCUCAUUCUGAUGUGGAGACAAAGUUGAGGCAGCUCUUAAUUGAGCUGGGAAAUGAAGAAAAAAUACUUGGCAUCCAGGUAUGUGCCUACAAAGAUGGCAAGGUUGUUAUUGAUACUGCCGCGGGAGUACUUGGUAGAUAUGAUCCUCGCCCAGUUCAGCCUGAUAGCCUUUUCCCAGUGUUUUCUGUAACAAAAGGAAUCACAGCAGGAAUGCUACAUUGGCUUAUUGACAAUGGAAAAGUCAAGCUUGAUGACAAUAUUGCUAAUGUGUGGCCAGAAAUUAGAACCAACGGAAAAGAUCAGAUAAAGGUCUGUCAUGUUCUAAACCAUACAUCUGGUUUGCACAAUGCCUUGGCUGUUCUUAGAGGUGCAAAUCCUUUGCUUAUGUGUGACUGGGAAGAAUGCAUGAAUCAAAUAUGUAUGUCAGUACCUGAGACAGCACCAGGCCAGGAGCAGUUGUAUCACUAUUUUUCUUUUGGUUGGCUGUGUGGCGGAAUAAUUGAGCAUGCCUCUGGCAAGAAAUUUCAGGAGAUUCUUAAAGAAGCGAUCAUUCAGCCCCUCAAUAUUGAAGGCGAGCUAUAUGUUGGAAUUCCUCCAGGUGUGGAAUCUCGACUUGCAAGUCUGACGGUAGAUAUGAAUAAUCUCAGCGACCUUUUAGAGAUGUAUAGUCGUCUUGACCUGCCAUCUUCCUUCCAGCCAAGCAACAUUGUCCAACUAGUGACAACUUUACCAGCUUUAUUCAACAUGCUGAAUGUUCGCCGCGCGAUCAUACCUGCUGCUAAUGGACAUUGCUCAGCCCGCGCUCUUGCACGCUAUUAUGCAGCCCUUGUUGACGGCGGCACAAUCCCACCACCACAUUCCUCUUUCUCCAAGCCGCCACUUGGUAGCCACCCCCACAUUCCCAAGUUUCCUUCUGAGAAGACCCCCAAAAAGCAAAAGGGCAGAAAUGGCAGUGAUGGAACUAGACUCGCUACUGAUCCUAGUAGCAGCACCAGUGAUGUCAGUGCAGCUGGCAGUUUUGCAAGCGGUGAUGGUUCUCGAAAGAACAGUGUUGAGAAGAUUUUUACUAACCCGAGAAUUCAUGAUGCAUUCUUGGGCGUGGGGGAGCAUGAGAAUUUGGCCAUGCCAAAUGGAAAAUUUGGACUCGGAUUUAGGAGGGCUAUUUUGAAUGACGGAUCCUUUAGUGGGUUUGGGCACUCAGGCAUGGGCGGAUCAACAGGUUUUUGUGACAUCAAAAACAGGUUUGCCAUUGCGGUGACACUGAACAAAAUGUCGUAUGGGGGUUUAACAAGAGAAAUUAUUCAGCUUGUUUGUUCAGAGCUAAAUAUCCCAUUGCCGGAGGAUUUCUCAAGUUCUGGCGACAGAGGACCUGAUGUACAACUAAAUAUAGGGGGGAUUGCUGAUUAAUUGAAUUAUGAGAUAUAUCUUUGUUGCUUUUAUAUGUGGAUACAACUUAAAAAAUGUUGUAAUAGAAAAUUUUAAACUGCAACCAUGGUAUUUUAUUAUGACCGGAAAUUCGGAAAUCUGAAAUAAUUACUAUUAC